CGAUCUUGUAUCCUCGGUCGUCCCAAUCGAUCGCUGCUUCCCGCGCACACCGUCUCGCAGACAGUGACUCCUCAACUUCUCUUUGCACCCCGUCGCCAAAUCCAUCUCUACCUCUAUCUCUCCAUCUCCGUCCCGUGAAAUCAUGCGUCCAAAGCGCCAACCACGACCGCCCAAGUUGCCCACCAACUGUCUCGAAGGCCAAGACUUUUGGAACCUGCAUCCGGCUUGCGAGCCUGCACCGCCUCUGGUGCCCACAGUGGCCCGCUCCUCCGUCCAGACUUUUCUCCCGCCUGUCCUUGAAAACGAUUUGGUCUAUCAACUGAGCUAUUUUCGACGGACCCUCGGACGCAAGGACCUGCGGCAGGAGCAUAUCAUCAUCGAUCGAAUGAUCUACAAGAACCGCCAGCAACAUCGAGGGACGACAUACCUGGCAAAGUUCCUGGAGGUUCAAAAAUAUCUGAGGAGGCUCCAGGCAAUGGGACUCGAGAAACUGCUGGCUGACGCUCUGGAUGUGAUGCAGCCGAACAACAAAAAGACACAGAGCUGGGAAGCUUUCCCCUCGCGCCGGUAUUUGGCCUUUACGUUGUUCCGGAUGGUCGGAUCCUACAAGCUGAUUCAAAAGCUCUUGGAGUGCUCCGAGGAUACCUAUCUUCACUUCCAAGCGGUGCUUCGACAGACGUACUUUAUGCCCUUGUGUCUUAUUGCGAUGAGUUCGCUGGCUCGUCUCCACAUCCUCGGCCGCCAUCUCUUGUGCGAACUGCGAAAUUGCUAUGACCUCGUCUAUUCUUGGAUCCAGUAUCUUCCCAAACUGCCCAGCCAGUCCAAAGAUAUGAAUUACGAGGCGCAUCUCAAGCCCACGCUUCUGAAAACGAUCGGGGAGUCGUCGGGCAUUGAGUUGUCAGCCUCGGCCACCCACACCAGCCAGGAUCUCGACCUUCUCAGUAACGGAGCUGACCGGAGCGAUGCAGAUGAUGCAGAUCGCUUGGGCAACGACACCGCUCAUGAACACCCAAAAGUCGAAAUGCUGGCCACAGCGACCAUAUCGGAUGCAUUUUGGGGAAGUCUCUCGACCAGCCUGUCGCCAAUCGAGACUUCCAUCGCUCCCGUUGGCCCGGGAUCCGAGACACCAGCAACUCAAGUCGACCCAGACUCAGUCCCGGGGGCUGUCGGCACCAAGCGGAAAUCGACUGAUGCUGUCUCAGGUGAACAGGCACUGCCGCGGCUGACGACCGCCAAGAAGAUCAAGCACGCUGUGGUGGCGACGGAAUCUACUCACGCAGCGAAACCGACUGCAACAAGUGGAUCUGCCAAACCAUCUAAAUCCAUAGGCACUGCACUGAAGACGACGACUGCUGCUGCUGCUGCGACUAUUGCAACUACUACUCCGAUUGCAAAACACCCGCUAUCCAAGUCAAAGUCGGGCGGCCACACCCUUGCAUCGACUGUCGCGGCCCACAAGCCGGCAGGAGCUGGUACCAAGUCCGCCAAAACCACAGCCGAUCAUACCACUGCCAAGAAGAAGAAGGGCUCCGCAUCAAAACGUGAUGAGAUUGAUGACAUCUUUGGCGGACUAUGAGCCGCGAUACGCGUAUUCGUCGCAGCAAUCGUAGUUGUCUUUCUGGCAUUCUCAAGUGUUAGAACGGAGCACUCUCUCCGUAAAGCACGCCAGUCGCUCGCCCGUUCGUCCCUAGCUCUGAAUAUACAUGCUCCUCAGCCCGA
Molecule: messenger RNA, 1719 nt
Organism: Polychytrium aggregatum
Lineage: Eukaryota; Fungi; Chytridiomycota; Chytridiomycetes; Polychytriales
Exons: 6
Coding region: 143-1576 (477 amino acids)
Biological process (GO): positive regulation of Notch signaling pathway
Cellular component (GO): nucleus
Source: RefSeq, a predicted model, not a curated record